Hemicordylus capensis (graceful crag lizard) is the source of this 3684-nucleotide messenger RNA. RefSeq lists its product as uncharacterized. Lineage: Eukaryota; Metazoa; Chordata; Lepidosauria; Squamata; Cordylidae. The record is from RefSeq and is a predicted model, not a curated record. The transcript has 13 exons. The coding region runs from base 102 to 713 and encodes 203 amino acids.
GCAAGCGGGUUGAGCCGACUCCAGCGCCACCGCCAACUCCCUCAGGAGGCACCCCAGCCAUCUCCGGAGUCACCAUCGGUCUGACAACUGUCACGGAGGAAAUGGACAGAGCUGAGGUCAUCUUCAGCUGGACCCAGUUCCUGUCCGCAGUAAUAGAAGACGUCAAAGACAUCAGGUCGCAGGGUGGUCAGCUUCUGACCUAUGAUAAGGAUGAGGCUGUGGAAGCCGUACUGGAAAUUAUGGAGGAUGUCAAAAAGCAUCCAGACCCUGGGUUCCUGCUGCGGUUAAGCCUGGACGCCGUCACGGAACUCACCAAAAUGAAGCCACCUAUGCCCUUCAAUCUCAAGGCAGCAGUCCUCAACGUGGCGGUGUCCGGGCUGAACCAAGUGGACCCAGGGACCCAGGAGAACAUGGCAUCCUUUAAGAAGAUGCUCAGGGGGCUGCUGGAGGAGGCCCCCUCUGUCUACAGCACCAUUGGCAUCUUGAAGGAGCUCCACAGGUAUAUUGAAUCAGAGGAGCCCCGGCUGCAGGCUCUGGGCCGAGAAGCCUACGUCUACGUCCUGCAGCAUGUGGCCAGACUGCCCAAUGUGGAACUGACCACACACAAGGCUCUCUUGCGCAUUGAAGAUGACUUGACUCAUCAUUUGAUUAAAAGCACCAUCAAAGAUGAUCUUGUCCUGGAGGACUUCAAUGAGGAGGAGGAGUUUGGCUGAGAGAGAACAACUACUACAACAAUAACAGAACUUGAAGUUACCAAGUGGCAGUAGAUUCAGGACAGACUGCUUUGCACAAUGCAUCUUUACGUCGUGGGAUUCCCUUCGAGAUGUCGGGAGUGCCACCGGCUUCGCUUAAGAAUUACGCCAAUUAACGGAAGAUAGGUCUGUCGAUAGACAGGCUAGAACUACUGAUGGAUGGGCUAACAGUCCAAAUUCCAAAACAGCCAUCCCAGUUCCUAGAGGAAAGGUCUCUCUCUCUCUCUCUCUCUCUCAUUUUAUUGAAUGAAAUGGCCUAACUUCCUGAAAGACUUACCUGGAGUCCCUGAUGAGCCGGAUGAGGGAGAACAAACUGAGGCUGAAUCCAAGGAAGACAAAGCAUUUUUCACCAACUACAAAUGAAAAGAUUCCUCAGCCAAUGCACACACUACACUGUGCUGCCAAUAGAGUGUGGCCCGUGAAGCUCGUCACUCCCACCCUGAUAUCUCUACUGCCUAAAGUCCACAAAAAAGUCUCAGUCAGCAGCUCUGAUUCCAAAAAAGCUGACUUGGGUAUCUACAAACCUUAAGUCUGCACAGUGACUUCCGGGCCAAGACAGGGAUCAUUACCUUCCCAACAUAGACUCGAGAGACCGCUCCACUCCCAACAAGGGAGACCCCAGAGAAGUCACACCAAGAUCACCCUCCGAUCCUGAAGGUGACAUCGACAAAGCACAUAUGGAGGAUGAUACCAUCAACACUAGCUGGUCUUCUCAAGACCGGCCGCCUCCGGACUGAAAAGAGUCUCCUGCACGAUACCAAUGAUCUAGAAGAGACCCUACAUGAUACCAACACUCUCCAGGCCACAGGGAAUCCCCUCACCAUCUGUACUCUCCAAAACACUAUCCCAUAGGAUUCGGCAUAUUGCUACUGAGAACCUCAACACUGAGACUACUCUCCAUCUGAUCAUGCCUGAUCGUUCCACUAACUUCUUGGACGGCAGAUCUGGCAUUGGUGAUAGAGGACGCUAUCUUCACCCUUGCUCUUGGGCUCCACAUCGAAACCAAUAUCCAGGGAGAUUGGACCAUCCAGACGCUCGGUCCCGAUCACAUUCUCCUCAGCACUGCCGGUCUUGGUCUCAGUCAAGAGAUAAAAGAACUCAACCACCUAAGCAGCCGCACCUUGACCCUCUACCACCAAAUUCCUGAACUGAAGAAUCCGCCUCAGAGGAAGAUGCUGAAACAGCUUUGGACAUCGCAUGGGGUUCCACACCUUCAGAUCCAAUUGAAGAUCCCAGGCCUCUGUCUCCCUCGGAGUACCUGAAGCUCUUUCAGCACCUGGAGAGAAGAAAGGGAGGGCCAAACUGAAUAGCAUGCCCUACCAUUUUUGAAAAAUGCUGGAACCCAACUUGCCCUCAUACAUACAAAAAAUGAUAUUCCCAAGAAGGUGUUAAUUCUCUUAGAAGGGUCAUUCAUGUCGAGCUUUGGCUGGAAGAGAAUGGAUGGCAGAAGAAUGUUUUUCAGAGCUGUGUAGUUAUUGGGACCAUUUUCAGCAUUUUUAAAGUGCCAAAAUGUCUUCAGAAUCCAGCUACAGAAUUCAGCUUCUUGAGUCUCAGCUUUCUGUCCCUCUUUGAAACAAAAAACCAAUUUCUAGCCCCUGUGAUUUUAGAAAGGUACGCAAAUGGUUCUUAAGAGGAUGUUGAUACUGUUGAAGGACCCCUGGACCUUGAAUGCUGAAGGACCCUGCUAACGGGGCAAAGAGGCACCUUUUUAACAUGGUGAUUCUCUUUAUUUACCGGGGGAGAGUAACUGGCCCUAUCCACCCCCAGCACAGCACCUCCAGUGACUCUUAGGUUUCUUUUUAGAUUGUCAGCCCUUUGGGGACAGGGAUCCAUCUUAUUUAUAUAUGAUUUCUCUAUGUAAACUGCUUUGGAAACAUUUGUUGAAAGCGGUAUAUAAAUAUUUGUUGUUGUUGUUGUUGUUGUUGUUGAUUUCCAGUGUUCAGAGGCCACAACUUCAUGGCUGUGUACCCUUCCCUUUCCAUUCCUAUAGUCAACAGAAGCACAAUUGUUUUGUUCAAAGUGAGAGAAAUAAUUGGAAGGGGUUUAAUUUGCAUCAGUUAUCUCAUCGCAGAACUCAACCUUGCUUGUUGCCGAAUUUAGGCUGUCGGUGCACACACAGAAUUGAGGCUGACAGCACACACAGUGCUGCCUGCAUGCAGUUCUUCCACAAAGCAGCAUCAUAAGAGGUUGUGCUCCAGUUCAUGGCAAGGCUUUUUUAAAAACUGCAUUGCCUUAACCCUCCUCCCCUUUAUGUUACAUAGGUCCCUGUUUUCCAAAUCCACACUCUGUUGGACCGAGUUCAUACAACUCAGGGUACGUGUACCGCGUGAAGCCCUCCAGUACAUCGAAGCCAACCAUGGAAGAUACCUGUGCAGGCAUGAAACUGGAAGACCUCACUACCCAAUGUACAGCCCAAUGGGAUCUGGCCCAUUGAUGAAAGGGAAGACGUCAUUCAACUCUACUGACCUGUCUAUAAGACACAACAACCUCGAAUAGGGAUGUCCAACUCAGGGUCCGUGGGCUGGAUCUAUCCUGUGGCGCUCCACUGUCCAGCAGUCGAGCAGGUCCAGCUGAUUCCUGCCGUGAGUGCCGCCACAUUCCCUGUCUUCCCUCUCGCCAGCACCGCUGCAGCGACCGCUGAGCAGGGGCCAGGAAGUCCAUCACCAGCAUGGCCGAGAAGCGGCCCUUAUCCAGCCCUUCUUUCCCCCAUCAGGAAGUCAUGGCCAGAAGAGGUUUUCCCUUUUGAGAUGCUUUCUUCAUUUUGCCCAACAGACCCAAUAAAGGAUGUAUUAAUUGCAGGAUUUUGUUUUCAGUAUCAUACAAAAAUUGGUGUCUUUCACAUUUUCACACCAAGCAAGGACAAUAAAUGAUUUUAAUGUUUUAUUUUUGUUUCAUGUGUACUGUUUAUUGUAAACCUCCCAGAGACAUACGU